AUGCACAACUUCAGGAUAUCCUUGAACCAUGACGUGUGCGACGGCGGUCGCCUGCGUCCUCACCGUCACCGCAGCAGCAGCAGCAGCAGCAGCAGCAGCAACUUCAGCUCGGGCACAUCCGUGACGACGUCAGAAGAGGCGGAUGUGAACGGCGUGAUGCAGCACCUGGAGGCGGCGGCCGCCGCUGCAGCGGCGAACUCAGACGGCGCUUGCAGCCUGACUGAUUGCAUGUGUCCAGGAGCGAAUAACAAAGAACUGCUCUCAUACAAGCCUGAUGGCGUAGUGAGCGUGUACGACAACCACGAAGAGGACCUCAUCGACUGCGAUGCUGGUGAGAGUGGCUCGCGAACCGGCGGCCUUUCGCGCGAGCGCACAGGCACCGACUUAUUAUCGGUCAAGUCUGCCGGCGCCUCUGCGCGGCGCAGAAAGGACGAGGUGGACGUGGCGGCGAAGGGCAUCCCGCUCGAGGUGCGCCGCUUCCAGUGCACCAAGAGCAUCCUCGCGUUCAAGGAAGCGACGAAGAACGACGCGACACCGGUGCCCGCAAAGUUGGUCGACUUCAUCGUCUCCCUCACCUCGUCCAAGAACGGCUUGUGCACGGAAAAAGAAAUGUGCGACUGGCUGGUGGCGCAGAUGUGUGACCGCAUAGAGACAGGGCAGGUGUGGGCGAUGGGCAAGACAUCGAACCUACUUUUCGCGCUGCUCUGGCGCGGCUCACGCAACUUCAUCGAGAGCGUGCGCACUAGCGGUGCAUCGCUUUUUCAGGUGUCGCAUCUCGCUGACGUGAUCAGGCAAGCUCCGCAGGGGAACAUUAGCGGGGAUCGGCUUCCAGGCUCACUGCAGCCCAUCCAGCACGGCUCGACAAGGCGUAAGUCAGCGCGCAGUCGAGGGAAGUCGGCGAGCGCCGUCGGCAGUAAUAGAGCUGUGAAGCCGUUGACGUCCUGUUUCUUAGAGCAGCUGAAGCUGAAGGGGGUGUGCAGUUGCGGGGCGGCCUCGUGGCUCUCGCAAGGGAACGAAGCCCUUCCGGUGCAAAUCGACCCCACCUUCGAUAUACCUGCAGCGGAGAUAUGCUUCUUCGUUACCAACACGGCCUACAUGGAGGCUCUCUGCGAGUAUCGCUUCCGCCACCCGACGCUGGACCUGGUGCGCGGCGAGAUCUUGUGCGACUCGGACGACUGCACCCUCAGCGACUCCGCGGGUCCGGCCUCUGAUUUUUCGUCGGGUCUCACGACUCCUGCGGCAUGGAAGGAGUUGCUCGACGACACACUGGAGCUCAUCAAGACGGUCGCCGCGGCGGACCCGAGCAUCUUGAUCUGUCCGACUGGCGUGGCCAUUGCAACGAUACGGCUGCGCAAUGCAGUCCUGCUCUAUGAGGUGGCGUGCCGCGCUUUGGUGCGGCUGGUGCACUCCAUCUUCACCUCCCUGCGCACGCUGGUGAACUCGGUGCAGACGGAGUCGGGGGCGCCACCGACGAGGACGCAGACCACCCGUGCUGAGCAGUCGCCAACCGCUAUCACAGGUAGCGGCUGCAGCGAUAGCAGCCGCCUCGCAGACAUCGGUGCAAGGGUAGAUUUAACGCUCUCCCCGGAAGCCGCACUUGGCCUCGUGAACAUGCACUACAGUGCCAUGCACCAGUUCAACUGCGCUGUCCGCAUUUUCAAGACUUACUGCGAGUCGGCCCAGCACGUGUCUGCGGAGAUUUCGAAAAGGGCGACCGCAGCGCUGAAGCUGAUACCAGAGGAUGACUUUGCCGCGUUCCGUGAAACACUUAAGCAGCUCCAGGAAAACGACUGUGCCAAGACGGCGGACGCAUCACAUACUGCUAUGCAGCCAUUGCCUCAUCAGGCGGCCAACAGCAGCGGUGUGCUUUCACCCUCCGCCGCCGGCGCGACGGAAGGGCGGGCAACAGAGAUGUUCAGCCCGUUGUCCACCGUCGCGGUGGACGGUGCAUCUUUGCCGACCCCGGCUCCCUUUUCGUUGGAGAGCGGCGCGUACUCCACCUCUCUCCCAGACGCGGGGGUGCGCGAUGCUGUGCUGAUGCUGUACGAGUUCAACAGCGCGCACGAGGGAGAACAGCCACCCAUGUGGAGUCGGCAGGUGGAUGCGGUGAGCGCGCUCUUCGACGAAAAAGAGGCCGCCAUUCUUCACCGGAUCUUCCGAGAUGGGCUGGAUGGACUCGGGGGUCAGUGGCGCGACCUCACCAACAGCGCCUUGGCCGCCGCCGAGAAAGUGCUCAUGACGCCAUGCGAGUCGACGUCCCCGGCGCCGAAGCGGGAGAACAGCGGUGUCCACGGUUUUCCCUCCUCGGACGGCAUCGCGCCUGAGUCUGGCGGCCACCAUGGUAGCCACGGUGAUGCGACGGCCCGGAAUUCCGCGCACGCUCUUCGCUCUCUGCCAUCUGGGUUGCAGUUGUUGCAGGCGACCGGGCUCGCCUCUGGCGACGACAAGGCAGACUUCGCCUCUCCCAGCAGCUCCAGUGCGAACAACAGCAGUCUCAGCGUCGCCGGGGCGGAGAAGUCGGCGGAGCGGUCGAUUGAGGCGCUCCUGCAGGAGGAAGAUGUAGUGGUGAUUUGCAACGAGGAGUGCUCGUGCAACGACACACUAAAGCUGACUGACCGUUUUCAGAUCCUGAUGGACGUCCCGCUUGGCCAGGGUAGCUACGGCAAGGUGUUCCGCGCGUGGGACGAGGUGGCCGGGUGCUACUUGGCUGCGAAGGAGCUGCCGCUGGACUCGUCCAAGGCCCACAGCGUCGCGGUGCGCGAGGUGCUGCAGGAGUACACGGUGCUGACGGAGCUGUCGCACCCGAACAUCGUGCGUGUGGUUGCCUUCAUGGUCAUGAGGGAGACAGCGCGCAUUUACAUGGAGUGGAUGCCGUCGGGCUCGCUGCAGGACGUGCUGCGCCAUCACCCGCGCGGCGUGCUGCGGGAGAGCGUCGUGUGUCGCUACGCGCGUGAUGUGGUCUCGGGGCUCGCCUAUCUGCACUCGCGCGGCGUCAUUCACCGUGACGUAAAGCCUGCGAACAUGCUGCUCAGCUCCGACGGUACAGUGAAGCUGACCGACUUCGGCACCAGCCUCGUUCUCAGCGACAACAACCGCACACUGAAAUCCGAUGCACUCGCCGGGACGGCAGCGUAUAUGGCCCCCGAGUGCGUGCAGGGGACCUACUCGUCCGCCUCUGACAUCUGGUCCUUUGGCUGCUCGGUGGUGCAGCUCAUCACGGGUCACCUGCCGUGGUACGACGUCCAGACGGGCUCCUCACCGGAACCCAUCGCGCUGCUCUUCAAGAUUGGAUGCUUGGACGACACAACGCACCUCGAGCGACCGCAUGAUCCAUUAGUGUCAACCGUGGCAGCCGCAACCAUCGCUACGGAGACUUCUACGAGUUUUGACGCCACGUUGUCGAACUCCAACACCGCCAGCAUGACCGGGUCCUUCGCAUCGACUUUCUCAAAGUCCUUCAGGGCGGCGUUGCCAGCCACAACUGUGACGUCACAGCCGGAAAUCAGCCAGGAGCUCAUCCGCAUGCUCAACGCCAUCUUCGUCGUGGACCGCAAAAAGCGGCCUUCAGCGAGGGAGCUCAUGCACCACCCCUUCUUCAAGCUCAUGUGA
Messenger RNA from Leishmania major strain Friedlin, 3609 nucleotides. RefSeq names its product putative protein kinase. Lineage: Eukaryota; Euglenozoa; Kinetoplastea; Trypanosomatida; Trypanosomatidae. The transcript has a single exon. Gene Ontology annotation, biological process: protein phosphorylation. Bases 1 to 3609 code for a protein of 1202 amino acids. Gene Ontology annotation, molecular function: protein kinase activity; ATP binding. The record is from RefSeq and is a predicted model, not a curated record.